AUGAAUCCGCUUCACCCGACGCCGCGCAUCCUGGCCUCGUCCUCGUCCUCGUCGUCCCCUGCCGCGCGUCUCCUGCUUCUCCACCCUCGCUUCCUCCCGCAUCCUCGGCACUUUAUCGCCCCUCCCCGUCGAGCUCCCACCGCCACGCCCGACUUCACCCCGACAUCGUCAUCGUCGUCGUGCAAUCCAAGAGCGCACCUCUCGCGCCAGCUUCGCAACAUGGCUGGCUCUACAGCCCCGACCGAGCUGCGGUUCAAGAACCCCGCCAUCCUCGUCGCCACCACGACCAAACUGCUCACCUUCGCCAACGCCGUCAACAUCCCCGUCCACGCCACGACCCAGACGGCCGCCAAACUCGGCCCUACCGUCCCCGCCGUCGCCGCCCUCCUCCCCUCCACGCCGCACGACAAGACCAUGUUCUCCAUGCUCAUCCCGCCCCUGGCUGCUGCCCUGCCGCCCCGUUCGCGCGUCGCCCUCGUCGGCAUCGAGUCCCACAUCUGCAUCACCCAGACGGCCCUGGACCUCCGCGACGCCGGCCACCUCCCCUACGUCAUCGCCGACGCCGUGAGCAGCUGCAACAAGACAGAGGUCAUCAUCGCCCUCGACAGGCUGCGCGCCGAGCACGGCGUCACCGUCACCUCCUCCGAGAGCUGGAUGUACGAGUGCAUGGGGGACGCUUCCAACCCGGCUUUCAAGACCCUGAUUGGCGUCGUCAAGGCUGCCGUUGCCGACACCAAAAGGGUCCUCGAGUCGCUGCCGCCCACCUCCAAGUUUUAG
Molecule: messenger RNA, 777 nt
Organism: Metarhizium album ARSEF 1941
Lineage: Eukaryota; Fungi; Ascomycota; Sordariomycetes; Hypocreales; Clavicipitaceae
Product: isochorismatase domain-containing protein 2A precursor
Exons: 3
Coding region: 1-777 (258 amino acids)
Source: RefSeq, a predicted model, not a curated record